GGGCGCGGGCGGGGGAGGAGGGGCGGGGCCAGGCCGGCUGCGCGCGCAGAAGGCCAGGACCGGAAGACAGUCCGAGAUGGCCGGGGUCGUGUUGCGGGCUGCGGUGCGGAGCUGGCGAGUUGGCGUGCAGCCGGGCUGCGGGGUCCGGCCGCUGAGCCAGACCCAGGGACCCCCGGGCCACCCCAGCUUUGUGGAAUCCACGGAUGAGUACCAGUUUGUGGAGCGCCUGUUACCCCCCGCCAGCAUCCCAGAGCCCCCAAAGCACGAGCGUUACCCCACCCCUAGUGGCUGGCAGCCUCCCAGAGACCCCCCGCCCAGCCUGCCCUACUUGGUGCGCCGUUCUCGGAUGCACAACAUCCCGGUCUACAAGGACAUCACCCACGGUAACCGCCAGAUGACCGUGAUCCGGAAGGUGGAGGGGGACAUCUGGGCACUGCAGAAGGACGUGGAGGAGUUCUUGAGCCCGCUGCUGGGGAGGACCCCGGUCACCCAGGUCAACGAGGUGACGGGCACCCUGCGGGUCAAGGGCUACUUUGACGAGCAGCUCAAAGCCUGGCUGAUGGGGAAGGGCUUCUGAGGCCCACGUGACCGUGCUCCCCGGGACGGGGGACGCGGGGACAGGGCUUGGGGGUGGCAGCGUGGGGUCACGCGGGCCCCUGUGCACGGGUGUCCGCGCGGGGCCGCCAGCUGCUGGCUUUCCUCCCGGCGUGGCCUUCUCUUUGGGGCGCAGCUGUUCAACUUCUAAAGGUUCUGGCACUCUGCCUUUGAAGCAGGUGAAAAUGAUAAAGACGACGGGCAGGCGUGUGGCGUGGUGGCCGCGGUGCUGCUCGGAUACCUGCACCCCUGGUCCACGUCCCGGCUCCUGGACGUGCAGUCCGGCCUCCCGACGUGCACCCUGCGAGGCAGCAGCGACGGCCGAGUGCUUGGGCCCCUGCCGCCCGCACGGGAGACCUGGAUGGAGUUCCAGGCUCCUGGCUUCGCCUGGGCCAGCCCUAUCACAGGCGCUGGGGAGUGAGCCGGCGGGUGCGAGAUCGGCCUUUCAAGUGGGUGAAAUUCAAAAAUGUCAGCGUUUGUGUGGUGGGGCCGUGCGGGGAGGACAGCAGAGGCAGGCUCUGCGACACUGCGUCCUCUGCUCCCGGGAGCCCACUGCCGUACACGUUCCUGGGCCCUUGUCACGGGCGACAUGGCCCAGUGUGGGUUACAGGGAGCACGGAUCACUCCGGCACAGGUCCUUGCAGUCUUAAUUCCAAGCGCAGGGCCUGGCACGCGGUCACCAGGUGCCCACGUCAGCCCCUGGGUGCUCUCCACCCGAUGGAGCGUGGAGGCCCAGCCCGGGCCGUGCUUCCACUCCAUAUGGGGCCUGCUCUGGCUGCCCGACCGCAGGAGGCUCCUCUGUGCCCAGCACGGGACCGUCCUCCUGCCCACUGGCCUGGGGUCAAGGCUGGACAGGGAUUUGUAGCAUAAACAUGCUGGCCUCUCACCCCUGCUCCCCAGCCAACUCGCCAGUACCCUUGCGUCAUCUUUGUCGUCCCAGACACCUGAGUGCCCCCCACCCCCUGGGCGUCCAGCCACCCACCCAGGGCAGGGCACAGACCCCCUGGGCUGCCUCUUUGGAUUACGCGGGUGUAGCUGCCUGGACUGCCAGCUGACUAUAAGCCUCACUCCUUUUCUACCACAAGGAAAAGGAGACAGAAACCGCCCCUGUGACAGCCCCACCAAGUGUUAAUGCAUGUUUUUAUUGGCCGUAUAUACAAUUUAAGCUAUUAAAAUUUGUACAAUAUUUACAAAUUAAAUAAUCAUUUGAAACUGUC
Messenger RNA from Oryctolagus cuniculus (rabbit), 1811 nucleotides. RefSeq names its product mitochondrial ribosomal protein L49 (gene MRPL49). Gene Ontology annotation, molecular function: structural constituent of ribosome. Gene Ontology annotation, cellular component: ribosome; mitochondrial large ribosomal subunit. The record is from RefSeq and is a predicted model, not a curated record. Gene Ontology annotation, biological process: translation. NCBI's taxonomy places the organism in Eukaryota, Metazoa, Chordata, Mammalia, Lagomorpha, Leporidae.